Molecule: messenger RNA, 1980 nt
Organism: Spinacia oleracea (spinach)
Lineage: Eukaryota; Viridiplantae; Streptophyta; Magnoliopsida; Caryophyllales; Amaranthaceae
Product: gibberellin receptor GID1B
Exons: 2
Coding region: 358-1401 (347 amino acids)
Biological process (GO): positive regulation of gibberellic acid mediated signaling pathway; raffinose family oligosaccharide biosynthetic process; floral organ morphogenesis
Cellular component (GO): cytoplasm; nucleus
Molecular function (GO): hydrolase activity; gibberellin binding
Source: RefSeq, a predicted model, not a curated record
UCGUCUCCGUCCACCACCGUCGCUCCCCCCCUUUUGCGUUUCUCUCCACGCCUCUCUCACUUUCUCUCUCCUCCCCCUUUUAAAAUCCACGCUGCUCUUUUUUUUUCUCCAUUUCUUCCUUUCUUCCUUCUCUAACUAACUACUAAUUUCUCUCUCCUCUCACUAUAUAAUUCUCUCUCUAUAAACUAUAAAAAUAUAAACUAUAAACAUAGUUUUUUUGCUGCCAUGCUUGAAAGAUCAAGGCUAUUUUCGGAAGAACAACAACAAGAUCAGUGAUUUUAAUUUCCCCCAUUUUUUACUUGGGAUUUGGUUGAUUUUUCACCCAAAAAAGAAAAAUUAAAGUUAAUUGCAAGUCAUAUGGCAGGCAGUAAUGAAAUCAACGUCAAUGAAUGCAAGAAAGUAGUACCAUUAAACACAUGGAUUUUGAUAUCAAAUUUCAAGCUUGCAUACAAUCUACUUCGACGGCCAGAUGGAACAUUCAACAGAGAAUUAAGCGAGUUUCUAGACCGGAAAGUGCCACCUAAUACAAUCCCGGUUGAUGGGGUGUUCUCUUUCGACAUUUUCGAUAAGUCGACGAAUCUUCUAAACCGGGUUUACAUGCCGGCUACAUCGGAAAACGGACCUCAAUGGGGUAUUGUAGAGCUCGAAAACCCGUUAAGUACUGAGGAAAUAGUACCAGUAAUAGUCUACUUCCAUGGUGGUAGUUUUACUCACUCUUCAGCCAACAGUGCUAUCUACGACACCCUCUGUCGCCGCCUUGUCGGUCUCUGUAAGGCGGUUGUAGUAUCGGUAAACUAUCGUAGGUCGCCGGAGCAUAGAUACCCGGCCGCGUAUGAUGAUGGGUGGUCCGCAGUGAAAUGGGUGAGUACAAGGCCGUGGCUUCAAAGCGGUAAAGAAGGUAACAGAAAAGUUCAUUUGUACAUGGCUGGGGAUAGCUCCGGUGGCAACAUUGCACAUCAUGUAGCGGUUAAGGCGGCGGAGGAAGGUGUGGAUGUGAUUGGAAACAUAUUAUUACAUCCUAUGUUUGGUGGGGAAAAGAGGAUGGAAUCAGAAACAAAUUUAGACGGGAAAUACUUCGUUACAGUACAAGAUCGAGAUUGGUAUUGGAGGGCGUAUCUACCAGAAGGGGAGAAUAGAGAUCAUCCGGCGUGUAAUAUAUUCGGGCCGAGAAGGAAAGAGGUAAAAGGGAUAAACUUCCCAAAGAGUUUAGUGGUUGUAGCAGGGUUCGAUUUGGUACAAGAUUGGCAAUUGGCUUAUGUUGAAGGGCUUAAAAAUGCAGGACAUGAGGUGAAACUUCUAUACUUAAAACAAGCAACAAUUGGGUUCUACUUCUUGCCAAAUAAUGACAAUUUCUAUACUCUUAUGGAAGAGGUUAAGAAUUUUGUGAAUCCUAACUGUUAAUACUAAGCUAGUUUCCCUUUGUCCUAAUCUUAGAGAAUAGAGAUCAAAUCAGAUCAUCCCUUAUUCCCUUCCGUUAUACAAAUGACAAAAACAGCUUUUGACAUUUUCACUUUUGAUUUGGGUCUUUUUUUCUCCCCCUUUUGAAGUUGUUGGUGUGUAGUUAACCAAGUAAGAUAGGUGGUUCAUUUGCUUAGUACUAGUAUAAAAGAUGUAUUAGUGUUACUAGCUACUCCGUACUCAAUCUCAUUAUUGGUGCUGAUUCGAUCGAGAUCGCUCAAAUGUUGGUUUCAUCAGCAAAAUUCGACAGAAACUAGUCCUUCACCUCUCAGAAAAGGAGGGUUUGAACUUUGACACCAGUCAAUUCGGCAAAGGUUGGUGUUUGUUUAGGGGGAGGUACGUUUAAUGGGUUUCUGUAAUUGGGUAUUGUUAAACUCUCCAUAAUGUGCUAAUUUUAGAGGAAAAAAACAUGGAUUUUGUGGGCAUAAAAAUCCAUGCCUUUAAUGUAAUCCUAUACAGUUGUUGUUUCUAGAUUAUUAAGUGAACAAGUAUUAUAAAAGGAGAUUUUUGUUUAAUUUUCUA